This is a messenger RNA of Octopus bimaculoides (California two-spot octopus), 3358 nucleotides long. RefSeq names its product serine/threonine-protein kinase STK11. The record is from RefSeq and is a predicted model, not a curated record. Gene Ontology annotation, cellular component: cytoplasm. Gene Ontology annotation, biological process: glucose homeostasis; intracellular signal transduction; protein phosphorylation. Gene Ontology annotation, molecular function: protein kinase activator activity; ATP binding; protein serine/threonine kinase activity. NCBI's taxonomy places the organism in Eukaryota, Metazoa, Mollusca, Cephalopoda, Octopoda, Octopodidae.
AACGUUGCUGGCCUCACUUUGGUAUUGUGUUGAAAACAUGGCGUCGGAGAUGUGUUUCAAGCAAAUGCCGACUGUUCCUUUUGUUGUAACGCUACCACCGACUCCUGCCACAACCAUAUCUAUGCAUCUUGUUAAGUAUUUACCACCAGUGAAACCACUUUUCUCUCCUCAAACAAUAGUACCUUCUUUGUUAAAUGUUUCGUUGACUACCGCAGCAAUUUUCACCUGUGCCGUUUCCUCCUUCUACUACGCCGUCGCCGCCGCCAUCACUACUCCUGCCAUCAUCACCGGUCAACAUUGAAAAAGGGACAACAUCCAAAUAUAUACAUACACAUAUACAUACAUACUUUAUAUAGAUAUAUAUCCUCCAUCCAUCUAUCUGUUUACCACAGCAGAAAUUAAACACAUACAUGCUCUCUCUUCUACUGAUGCCUAUCAUAUACACUUCUAGUGUACACACUACAAUAGUAUCUCACCCCUAACAAUUUAGGCAAUAAUAUACAUACAUACAUAUAAAACACACACAAAUAUAUAUUUGGCUGCCCCCUAAAUAUAUAUAUAUAUAUGCACAAAAUAUGAUAUAUUUGUAUAUUGCACUGUCUGUAUAAAUAUAUAUAUAUUUAUAUUGGUUACAAGUUCUCUUCUCAUUUAAAUAACAUGAGUAAAAAUAUUUGGUUGCACUUCUUAAUUUAAAUAACUUUAAACUGAAAAAGAAAAAGAAGAAAAAAAAGGAAACAGCGUAACUGUUUUUAUCUUUCUCGCUCCAAUUCACUGUUAUAUCUUCAUUGUUAUUACUUUUUUUUAUUCUAUUAUUUAUUAUCCAUUCUCCUCACUUUUUUCUUUAUCACAUCUGGAAAGUUCCCUGUUAAAGAUUCUUUUUCAUUCCCUUAAACAAACAAACAAAAAAAAAAAACUAUCUCAAGGUAAAUUAUUCCUUGCCUGCGGAAACUUCUAAAUAAAGCGAAAGUUUUGUUUUCCAACCGAAAGCAGCAUUUAUCCCACCUUUUUAUUUUAUAUUUAUAUUUGUAGGCGCAUGGAAGCGUUUGUCAUGUAAUAUUUUUUUUUUUUUAAUCUGCUUUCAAUCAUUGAAUUUGUUCGUGUUGUUAUUGUUUUCUUGAAGAAAACAAACAAGGGAUCAGUGUAUACUUGAUAAUAACCAAAAGGGGGAAAAUACAAAUUCAUCAAAAUUAAAUCAACAAGCAGCUUGUUUUUAAUACUGCAAAGUGAUAAACAAUUGAAGUCAAAUAUUUCACUGAUAAAAAACGAUCAAACAUGGAUCAAGUAAAUGAACUCUCAACCCAACCUAUGACCGACGACAGAGACGAGGGUGGACUCGGUCAGGGAGACGUGUCUCCUCUGGACAGAGAAGCUCACUGUGGGGGCGACGACGACGAAGAAGAAAGUGAACUUGGAACCACACACUGUGGCUUGUCACAGGACUAUGCAGAAGACCACGGAGACGAAGAACACGACAAUUAUGAAGAGGAUUAUCGUCGUUGCAAUGAAGAUGGGUUAGACGAAUUCGAGUACGAUCAGAAAAUGGCCUCGAUGCGUCGAGAAUUCGAAGAAGCUGACCAAGAGUCCAGCUACUAUCAGCCUGGUCACUUGGACUUCAUUAACGACGAUGAACCGCUGUCAUCAGCACUCAUCUUCCGACGUGUUGAUUCCGACCAAAUUGUGUACCGUCGCCGUCGGGCGAAGCACGUCGGCAAGUAUUUGAUGGGUGAUGUUCUGGGAGAGGGCUCUUAUGGUAAGGUGAAAGAGGUAUUGGACACUGAAAACCUUUGCCGGAGGGCUGUUAAAAUCCUCAAGAAGAAAAAACUUCGGAAGAUACCCAGUGGAAUUAAGAAUGUUAAAAGGGAGAUCAGUCUACUUAAACAGCUCCACCAUAAGAACAUCAUUAAAUUGAUUGAUGUUCUUUACAAUGAAGAGAAACAGAAAAUGUAUAUGGUGAUGGAGUUCUGUGUUGGCGAAUUGCAAGAGAUGCUUGAAAAUACUCCAGAGAAAAAGUUUCCAGUUUGGCAGGCCCAUGGAUACUUUGAUCAGUUGAUUGAUGGUCUUGAAUACCUCCACAGCCAACGCAUUGCUCAUAAAGAUAUCAAACCAGGCAAUUUAUUGCUGACGACUGAUGAAACCUUGAAAAUAUCAGAUCUUGGAGUUGCUGAGGCUGUUGGAUGGUUUGCCGAAGAUGACACUUGCCAUGCCAGUCAAGGAUCUCCUGCCUUUCAACCACCAGAGAUUGCCAAUGGACUUGAAAGUUAUGCUGGUUUUAAAGUGGACGUCUGGUCAGCAGGAGUAACAUUAUAUAACAUAACGACUGGAUUAUAUCCAUUUGAAGGGGACAAUAUUUACAAGUUGUUUGAAAACAUAGGCAAAGGGAAAUAUGUGAUACCUGAUGUUCUUUGCCCGAGUUUAACUGACUUAAUACAGGGUAUGUUAGAAUAUGAUCCAGAAAAAAGGUUAUCUAUUCAAAAGAUUAGAAAACAUGGCUGGGUACAGAAGAAUCAUCCACAGACCUGUGAACGGGUGUCGCUACCUGCAGCCCCAAAUGGUGAUACUUUACGCAACAUGACUGUUUUAUUAUAUCUUGAUGUCUUACACAAUGAAAAGGCAAACAGUGAAGAGGAGUUUGAAGAGGAAGAAGACGGAGAUGUCUUGUUGGAUCCUGAAGUUGAGAAAGAAGUUGUCAAAGAAGAACCCGAAGAGAAAGUCUCGAAAAAGAAACGGAAGGGAAAAGUACGGCGCUUUACAUUUAAUUCUUGCAAGCAAUCAUGACAUUUUGCUCUAGAAUCUUUAUGGCUACUGUCGUGGAAAACAAUUUUAUCUCUGUGACUGUCUUGAGCUUUCAAAUCAGCACCUUCAGCUCUUACAUUCAAGAAGUAUGACUGCAACUCCAGUCACCCCCUUCUUUAUAAGCACGGGGAUUCGCACUUCAAAGGCCAGAAUACAACCAGUGUAGCUAUUCUGCCUGUAGACAGCUUUACUUACUGUAUGCCACACUGAGCUCCAAUAGUCUUCUAAUGUUUUAUCAGAAUCAUCUCCAAUGUUCUGUUGGUAUUUCCUGAGCCGUACGACAUGCAGGCCAGUGUUAAGAUAUAUAUAUAUAUAUAUAUAUAUAUAUACACACACACAAAUGAUGACUACAAUGCAUUUUUUGUAUUAUGCUUCACUGGCGGAUUGGCAGAUUUCUUAGCAUUAUUUAGUAUUGCUAUGAAAGAAAGAAAGAGAAAAAGCAGAUGCACUAAACAGGUAAAAACAAAAAAUGGAAAAAAAUUUCACAAAACAAAACAAAAAAAUUGUUCAGUAAAAUGUGUUUUGUCCUUUGUAGCGCCAUGACUAAUGAAGAUUCAGUUUGUUU